Chanos chanos (milkfish) is the source of this 621-nucleotide messenger RNA. It is a transcript of the gene gh1, whose product is annotated as growth hormone 1. Gene Ontology annotation, molecular function: growth hormone activity; growth hormone receptor binding. Gene Ontology annotation, cellular component: extracellular region. Lineage: Eukaryota; Metazoa; Chordata; Actinopteri; Gonorynchiformes; Chanidae. Gene Ontology annotation, biological process: positive regulation of receptor signaling pathway via JAK-STAT; positive regulation of tyrosine phosphorylation of STAT protein; positive regulation of growth. Bases 124 to 621 code for a protein of 165 amino acids. The transcript has 4 exons. The record is from RefSeq and is a predicted model, not a curated record.
UUUGUACUGCUGCCAGUGGUGUUGGUGAGCUUCUUUGUGAGUCAAGGGAUCGCAUCGGAGAAUCAGCGUCUCUUCAACAAUGCAGUUAUCCGUGUGCAACACCUACACCAGCUUGCUGCAAAAAUGAUCAACGACUUUGAGGACAGCCUGCUACCUGAAGAGCGUAGACAACUAAGCAAGAUUUUUCCCCUGUCGUUCUGCAACUCGGACUCCAUUGAGGCACCCACCGGCAAGGACGAAACGCAGAAAAGCUCAGUUUUGAAGCUGCUUCGUAUCUCAUUCCGACUGAUUGAGUCUUGGGAGUACCCAAGCCAGACCUUAAGCGGCACUGUCUCCAACAGCCUAACGCUUGGAAACCCCAACCAGAUUACGGAGAAGCUAGCUGACCUGAAAGUGGGCAUCAGUGUUCUUAUCAAGGGAUGUCUGGAUGGCCAACCUAACAUGGAUGACAAUGACUCACUGCCACUUCCAUUUGAGGACUUUUACCUGACCCUUGGUGACAGUAACCUCAGGAAGAGCUUUCGCCUGCUGGCCUGCUUCAAGAAGGACAUGCACAAAGUGGAGACCUACCUGAGAGUGGCUAACUGCAGAAGGUCGUUGGAGUCCAACUGUACCCUGUAG